GCCGGGGCGUCUCGUAGGCUGAAGCGCCCCCUCGAGUUUACCGAUCCGAAUGUGCUCUUCCCUCCCUCUCAUAAUCGGAGGCGAUUUAUUAGACGUUAAAAAACCCGGCGCGAUACCGAGAAGAACCCCCCGCAACCGCAACAACGCCAGUACGAAACGGAAAGCUUCGGAGCGAGAGGGAAAAGGGGAGGUACAGGAGGCGGAGGAGGAGGUAAUGGCCGCGGCGGCGGAGGAGUUGUCGACGGCGGCGAGGAGCAGUGGUGGUGGUCCGCUGGGGACGGAGGAGGAGGAGGAGGAGCGGCGGCGGGGGGAGAGCGAGAGCGAGGGGGAGGAGUCCGGGAUGGCGGCGGUGCUGGACUUCGACAUGCUGUGCGCGUCCGUGGCGCUGUCGGCGGAGCGGAGGAAGGGCGCCGCCGCGGCGGAGGCGGCCGGCGACUGCGGAGGCGGAGUCGGAGGCGGAGGGGUGCAGAGGAUGUGGGAGGGGGACGUCGUGCUGGAUUGCCUGGAGGACCGCCGGAUCGCGCUCGAGGCCGCCUGCUGCCCGUGCUACCGGUUUGGCAAGAACAUGCGGAGAGCCAACCUCGGAUCUUGCUUCCUUCAGGGAAUGUUUUACUUCGUUCUGUUAGCGGCUGUUCUGGUCAGCCUAAUUGCCUUUUCAGUAACGAAGCAUCAUAUAUAUUUAUAUAUGGGACUUGCCUCUGUUCUCUUGGUAGCGAUCUAUACUGGUUACUUCCGGAGAAGAAUCAGGAAGCAAUUCAACAUCCGGGGUACUGAGAGCAGUCUGGAUGAUUGUGUUCUCCAUCUCAUAUGUCCUUGCUGUACGCUGUGCCAGGAGGCCAGAACUUUGGAGAUGAAUAAUGUCCAGUGUGGUGUCUGGCAUGGACGUGGCGAUACCAUUUGUUUAGGGAGCAACGGUGAAGGAAACAAGGCUUUCGCUGCCCUGAACAAGGCCUCACUUGUGCCUAGUAAGUCCCCAGGGUUGUGUUGCAUGGACAGAACAUCAAAUGCAGCUGACGAGCACGAGCCGCUCGUCCCAUCAGCCCAACCGGAGCAGGUGUAAUAGAAUUGCUAUUCUGCAUCACCACAACCUCUGCACAUUCCAAGAAGGGCUUCAACUGUCCUGCGAGAAAAAUCAUGGUUACUGCACUUCUGCGCCUUCUUAUUGUGUGCUUGCAUCCAGUGAUCUGAUGCUGGACUUGGCAGCAACCAUACAUGGGAGAUGGGCGCAAUCGGCCUGUUGUUGUAAAAUUCAGUGAUAUUUCUAUUGUGCAAUCAGUUUAUUUAGGUCCAAGACCGUAUCUGCAUAAUGUCACACGAGCUCAGGGCUUUUGCCUGAAUCCAACUGUAAAUUUCUGAUGUAACUUAGCAGUUUCAACGAUACAUAGACAUGAAUGAAAUGGGAUUCCUUCUCUUUCCA
Messenger RNA from Setaria italica (foxtail millet), 1417 nucleotides. RefSeq lists its product as uncharacterized. The transcript is spliced from 5 exons. Lineage: Eukaryota; Viridiplantae; Streptophyta; Magnoliopsida; Poales; Poaceae. The coding region runs from base 50 to 1060 and encodes 336 amino acids. The record is from RefSeq and is a predicted model, not a curated record.